This is a messenger RNA of Cheilinus undulatus (humphead wrasse), 2304 nucleotides long. It is a transcript of the gene rnf11a, whose product is annotated as ring finger protein 11a. Lineage: Eukaryota; Metazoa; Chordata; Actinopteri; Labriformes; Labridae. The record is from RefSeq and is a predicted model, not a curated record. The transcript is spliced from 3 exons. The coding region runs from base 337 to 780 and encodes 147 amino acids.
CCGGUAUGUGUUUUUUGUAAACACAACAAGCCAAAUUUCAACUACACAAAAAGAGCCUUGUCGUUACGGUUACAGUCCACGUAACCACGGUUUUAUGUGCAUCAUUGCAACUCAGCGUUGGUCGCUUAUUCUUCAAAAAGAGAGGGAGGAAGCUGCUCGUUUUAUUCAUAUUCUAGUUCUUCACGUAAUGACUGCAAACUACCAGCUAACAGCUCGUUAAGCUAACGCUUAGCAACAUCGUUUGUGAGUUAGUGAGCGUAACUCCAGCUAACACGUGUGAAAAGUGUCUUUUCAGCCUCGUAACUAAGCGGACCCCCUCAUGGUGGUCUCUGAUCGAUGGGGAACUGUCUGUUUUCUCAAGGGGCGGAUGACCUGUCGCUGCUGAACGAGUCUGAGGGGGGCAGUCUACCCGGAGAGCCUCCUCCGCCAUACCAGGAUUACACCCAGACUGCUCCAGUGUACCAUCCAAACCCAGGAGAGAGUCGUCUGGCUAGCCAGCUUACUGAGGAGGAGCAGGUUCGCAUUGCUCAGCGUAUCGGUCUCAUCCAACAUCUGCCCAGAGGACUCUACGACCCAGGCUCUGACUCGGCUGACAAGAAAGUUAAAGAGUGUGUGAUCUGCAUGAUGGAUUUUGAGUACAGCGAUCCCAUUCGAUUCUUGCCCUGCCUUCACAUCUACCAUGUGGACUGCAUCGAUUCCUGGCUGAUGCGCUCCUUCACCUGCCCCUCCUGCAUGGAGCCAGUAGAUGCUGCCCUGCUGUCCUCUUAUGAAACCAACUGAGCUGCUCCAUGACGGCAGCUCCUGCCUGAAAGUAAACUGCACCUAGCCAAAACUGUUCUUGCUGUUCAAACAGGUAGCCACAGGUGUGUGGCAUUAUGCAUAUGUUUGUUAGGAGGAAGUAAAAUGUUGAAAACACAGUGCCCUACAAUAGAUGGGUUAGGUCUGAUAUGCACCUUUAUGGGCUUUAAAAACUCUUGGCCUUUUACUGAAGGAUGACGUGCCAAAUCAAGAUAGAGGAAGAGUAUAGAAAGCUGCACACGCAAGAUAUUACUGCAAGAUAAUUUCACUUCUCUGUGGCAGAAAGCCUUUUUCUGUUUUGUUUUAAUUUUUUUUUUUUUUUUUUUUGUGGUAAUCAUGUGCAUUGACAGAAUUGACUCCUACCCUUCAUAUUUAAUGUGCAAUAUGUUAUUUCAAUGGAGAUAAUACAGGAAAAGUGUCUUGGUCUCAUAGGAAUCACUGUCAGAAAGUUGGUAUAGACAUGAACCCACAGCCUUAACUGUCAAAGACAUGCAUCUGCUUACUAAUAUGCAAUCUUUAGAAAAUCAGAUAACAGUGUUGAACAGUUUGCUUUUCUGAACAGAGAUUUGCUAUGUAGUCCAUGAUAACAUUUGUCCUGAGCAAAUGUUUUUAAAGGUAUUUGAAGCUGAAUUAAUGUUAUUUUUGUGUUAAAGAUCUUUUUCUUUGAGGCUGCUUUUGAUAAAAUGAAUCUUUUUUUUUGUUCUUGUCACAAAUUAUGGAUCCUCUCCUUGAGAUUGUCUUUUAAAAAUCAGUGUCCUUUUAUCAUUGUUUACCAUCACUGACGUUUAUAACGACAAGGUAUGCUGUGCAAUCCCCGUGGUAAAAUACCUUGGGAUAACCCUCUUCUGGCACUCUGUAGAUCGUGGAUUUUGUAGAUGACUGUGAGUUAAGAUAUUUGUAUUUCUGUGAUUUUUUUUUUCUUAUUAUUAAAGCAAUUGUGGUCUGGCAUUUGAGCUGACACAGCAGAUUUACCUGUCAGAUGUAACUCAUGUUGUAGUUACCUCUCCUGCUCUAGUUUGAAGGUGUCUAGUUUUUUUAUUUUUAUGUUUUUUGUGGCUUUUUAAAGCACACAUAUUUCCAGAGCUCCUGGAUCUAGUCAAACAUACUGCUCUUAUCUGUUGCUUUUGUAUGUGUAAUGAUGAAUGAAGCUUAAGCAGUAGAGAGGCAUGUUUCUUGAAUGUAGAGCAUCAUUUUUAAAGGUUUGGACAAUAAGAUGAGACUUUACUCAGGCUGCUGUGCCUUUUUAAGGUUGAGUUUAGCCAAUUCUUGUGAAGUACAAUCAUUUCCAAUGUUUUCUUUAAGUGGUCCUGUAGGGGAAGACAGAUACCAGCACAGUUCUGAUCUGAUAUGUGUCACUAUGAAUUAAGUUUAACAGGAUGAGGCUGGACGUUUGCUCUGGCUGCUAACAAUAGCAGUAAUUAAAGAUGAAGGUUUGCGCUGCUGAUGCGCAGGUUUUCAUGAAAAUCAUGAAACUACAAUAAAAGUGGAUAACAAAUUUUAAACCAA